AUGGCGGAUAAAUUACAUGAGUAUCAAGGGGUGACAGGACGUUUGCAUGGAGCUAGAGAUAAGUAUAGAGAGCGUCUAGCAAACUGGCGGGAACAACAUCCUCGAGGUAUAAGAGAUGUAUUGAGAGAAUCUUUGUUCGGAAUACCCAGCUCUGAGGAACAACCGGAGAGAGUUUGGCAGGACAGCGAGUACAGCGACUUGUUUAGGAGAAAAAGUAGGGUUGAACUAAUGAGGAUAUCCGCUGCUGUGAUGGGCAUAGAAUUCUCAUAUGCUGGGGAGACUGCUUUCGUUUCUCCUACCUUGCUGCAGAUAGGAGUGCCGCAUCAGCAAAUGACACUUGUGUGGGCACUCUCACCACUUAUUGGAUUCUUCAUGACCCCGUUACUUGGGUCUUUGAGCGACAGAUGCAAGCUGAAGUACGGAAGGAGAAGACCUUUUAUUGUUUUAAUGUCAUUUGGCGUUUUACUUGGCUUGAUAUUAGUUCCAAAUGGGGAAUCCAUAGGAUACGCGCUAGGUGAUGAGAGACCUGUCAAUAGAACUGAGGUGGCGUCUAUCUUAGGACCGCGCAGUUUCGCCCUUGAAGAAGAACGCCCAAACUAUCAUCCAUGGGGUGUGCUUUUUACAGUACUGGGCACGGUCUUUUUGGAUUUCGACGCAGACGCGUGUCAGAGCCCGGCGCGGGCUUAUCUCCUCGACGUGACAGUUCCAGAGGAUCACGCAAAAGGUUUAAGCACAUUUACAGUGAUGGCUGGACUGGGCGGAUUCUUGGGAUAUGCUCUCGGAGGCAUCAACUGGGAUGAAACAAGGCUUGGAGAAAUUUUUGGUGGCCACGUCAGGGCUGUUUUCUCUUUAAUCACCAUUAUCUUCGUGGCGUGUGUGACGGCAACAGUGACGAGUUUUAAAGAGAUUCCUCUAAACGAAUUGAAUUACCAAGAUGAGUUUAGGAAACUAGCGCAGUCAGAACGAAAUCAGGAGAGCUUCGACGUGGAAGACCAAAACUUUGAUAAAGGGAACUUGAAGAAGAAUGCUACUUAUGGGUCAUUGAACCAACCAGAACUGUCCAUGGAUGCGGCCUCCCUCAAUGCACCAGAAGGCUCUCAUGGAGCACAAAAUUUAUCGUUACGUCAUUACCUGAAGUCUAUAGUAGUGAUGCCCAGCUCUUUGCGCGUGGUGUGUCUAACUAACCUUUUCUGCUGGAUGGCUCACGUGUGCUACUCAUUAUAUUUCACGGAUUUUGUUGGUGAAGCUGUGUUUGGUGGAAAUCCUGCGGCGCCAAUUGGUACAGAGAGCCGCACCGAGUACGAAGCCGGAGUACGAUUCGGUUGUUGGGGUAUGGCGAUGUAUUCCUUGUCCUGUGCUUGCUAUUCCACGAUAAUUGAGAAAUUAAUAAAGCGGUUUGGGGCCAAGAAAGUAUACGUUGGUGGUCUAUGCACAUAUAGUUGUGGCAUGUUCAUGUUGUGUGCGAUACGUGCCCGCGCCGCUGUGUUGCUCUUCAGCUGGACAGCAGGCGUCAUGUACUCCACACUUUUUACCAUGCCGUACUUGCUGGUGGCACAUUAUCAUGCAACAGGAAUGUGGGACAGCGCUGGUGGUGGAUGUGGACAAGAGCGUGGUAUCGGUACUGAUGUUGCGGUGGUCAGCAGCUGUGUGUUUGUGGCUCAACUGCUGGUGUCGGUCAUUAUGGGUCUGGCUGUAAAGGCCAUGGGCACGACUGCAGCAGUCGUAGCGGUGGCCGCAGCUUUAGCUGCUGCGGCAGCAUUCACUGCUACUAAGAUAACCUAUCUGGAUUUAUAAAUAGGUAUUAAGAACGAAUACACAUCAGUAUUAUAUGAGAUUAACACUCAUUAUACUUGUUUGGAUUUUAGUGGAAUUUGAAUAUAGU
Diatraea saccharalis (sugarcane borer) is the source of this 1882-nucleotide messenger RNA. NCBI's taxonomy places the organism in Eukaryota, Metazoa, Arthropoda, Insecta, Lepidoptera, Crambidae. The record is from the annotation of a GenBank genome assembly.